AUGUCUUCACAGAGCAAACUGAUAGAAAUGCAACUGGAAAGAGAUGCACUUCAGGAUUGCAGACAAAAGGGGUCUCAAAGCCAAGAGAAUCUACAAAUACAGUUAAAAAAUAGUACUGGAGAGCUGGAAGCUGCCAGCCAGCAGUGGGACCAGGUGCUGAGGGAGGCUGGCAGCCAAAAUGAGCAUCUGACACAAGUGCUCCACAGCCACGAGGAGUUACUGCUGGAAUUACCUGGCAGCCUAAUGGACUGCAGAGACAGGGCAGGCAGGAAGCUCUGUGAGCACGAGGACAUUGCCAGCCUGAGCACAGCAUUUUGUGGUGUCCUGCAGGAUCUGGACUCCCAGGUGUCACACCUCAAAGGAAAGCUGGUCCUGGUGGAGGAGGAACUUCAGUCACUGACAAAAGAGUCACAGAUCCGAAAAGAACUGCUCCAACAUCAAAUGAGGAUCGAGCAGCUAAGAAAUGAGCAUGAGCACGAGGUGGCAGCACUGCCUCGUAAAGCUGGCAGCGCCUGCAGCUUAGAACAAGCAAGAAGCCCAAAUUUGGUGCAUCCACAUCAAGUCUGUCACCUGGAAUCCAGAGUUUGUCGGCUCUGUUCCCAGCUGGGAGAAUUGAAGAGGAUCUGUGAAAACAAGGUCCAAGGCCUUGAAAAGUAGUUGCACUUAGCUCACUCUGAGACAGCAGAAGCUCAGACAGACCAGCUACAACAUAGCCAUGGAAAUCCAAAUAACCAGAUUCAUAAAUUGUUGGUUAACUUCACAAAAAAAGAGACAGAGCUAAGCCUAGAAAAAGAGCAAAACAAGCAAUUUUGGGAUCAGAACACGAACAGCACCAUCAUAGAGCAGCUCAGGAGGCAGCUGGACAACAGAAACAUGCAGCUGCAGAGCAUGGAAAAGGCUCUGAAGGAAAUGAUGAUGGAGUGCUGCAGACAAAUGCAGUGCCAGAUGACUGCAACUGAGGAAAAAAAUGAAAGCAUUGGAAGAAUCUUCUCUCUGACUGUGCAGCUGGACAUGACCAAGGAAGCACUGCGUAAAGUCACGGGUUUGGCAGCCGAACAGAGGGAUUUGGAGGCUGCUGAGCAAACAGCCUCAGAUCUGGUGGCCUGUCUGCAGGAGAAGGAGAGAGCCCUUGGGGCUAGCAGGCAGGAAAUCAGGGAGCUGCCUUGCCAGCUUGGCAGCAGGACACAGGAGCUGCAGCAUGCAAGGAGUGAAGAGGGCUGCUUACACAAGGUGCAGUCAGAGCGUGAGGCACUGAAACUGUGCAUGUUGGAGAAGGAAAGGAUGGUGGAGAUCUUCCAAAAGCAAAUUGAUAACGUGACCCAGAUCAUGGGCCAGCACGGCCAAACUGCUGGGGCAAUGGAAGUGGAGAAAUCCCAGCUGAAAAAAGAAAUAAAUGACUGGAAACUCAAAGCAGAAGAGCUUAAGGUCACAAAGGAUGAGAAAAAAGCCGGAAUAGGUGAAAUGGAAGCUAGGCUGAAUGAGCUGGAGCUGGAAAAGGUUCAGCUGGUUAACAGCACCAAGAGGCUCCAGGCACUGAAUGAUGCAAAACUGGAAAAAGAGGAGCUCCUGCAGGAACUCCAGGCUGGCCAGAGGGAGCUGGCUGGCCUUGCAGGUAGGGAGCAUUUGAAGAGGAAUUAUCAGGGUGAAGUCAAGAAAAUGGAAAAUGCUGCAAACAGACUGAAAAUGCAAUUGAAGUCAGCCCAAGCUGAACUGAAGCAGGCCAAGACUGCUCUAAAGACUACAGAGGGACCUGAUGGCAAUUCUCUGGAAGCUGCAGCAAGAACGCAGAAGCAGAUCACAGCCAAGAGAGGACAGAUAGAUGCACUACAGAGCAAGAUGAAAUUCUUGGAAGAGGCAAUGGCAAACACAGCUAAGGAGAAGCAUUACCUCGGAGAAGAAAAUAAUAAACUAAAUUGGAAACUGAGCUGUAUUAGAGCAGAAAAUAUCAGGAUUGCUGGGGACCUGGAGAUCCUGAGCUCACAAGACAAACAACUGAAAGAAAAACUAUCAAAGAUGGAGACAGCCUUUGAUAAGGCAUCCCUGCAGUUUGCAGAGUGCCAGUGCAUCAUCCAGUGCCAGCAGCAGGAAGCCAUGUGCUGCAGGUUGCAGCACAUCUUGGAUGUGAGAGAGAACCUGGGGUCACCAGUUAAAAAGGACGAAACAAGAGUCAAGGGGAAGAAAUACAUGCAUUUGGAUGAGUUGAGCUAA
Molecule: messenger RNA, 2208 nt
Organism: Lonchura striata (white-rumped munia)
Lineage: Eukaryota; Metazoa; Chordata; Aves; Passeriformes; Estrildidae
Source: RefSeq, a predicted model, not a curated record